Oldenlandia corymbosa var. corymbosa is the source of this 666-nucleotide messenger RNA. NCBI's taxonomy places the organism in Eukaryota, Viridiplantae, Streptophyta, Magnoliopsida, Gentianales, Rubiaceae. The record is from the annotation of a GenBank genome assembly.
AUGGAAUGGAAAGCCCACCAUAGUGUUGUCAACCCUCAUUGGGAUAAUAGGAGAUCUUAUGUGGUAGAAGGUGAAGAAGUAACCGAGGGCCUACCUCUACCUCCCUUAGUUUCAAAAGAAAACUGUGAUACUCAUCAGCGAUCUAGAAAAGUACGGGAACAGGAGUCAAGGCUAUCAGUCCACUUCAGAACACGAAUAUUAUAUGCUGAUAUCCUGAACAAUAUUUAUCACACUAUUGAUGAGUAUCGUACCAAUUACCCGACAAGAGACAGUCCCCUUAAUACGAUGAUAGACAAGGUACUCAGUGACUCCUUCACUGCCUCCACUAUUGGUCCUGAUGCUUUGAGCACGAUGUCUAGUCAGAGACUUGUUGAAAGUCAACUGACUCUAUCUCAACAACCGCAACCCCCUCAAAAGAAAGGUCCCCAAAAGAACAUUGGAGGUGGAAGGAAGAUACGUAUACCUCAACCCUUAAAAGCCGACUAUGGCCAAUCAAUCACGGAUCGGAGAAUUGUUCCAUAUCGUGACUCUAUGAUAGUCGAUGAGGAAGAAGGACAAGAGGAGGAAAAGAGCGACAAAGAAAGAAAGGAAGAGAGCGAAGAAGAGGCUACACCCCCUCCUAAAGAAUCCUCCCAAAAAAACGAAAGCAUGAGCGAUGGGCUGUAG